AUGGCUGCCCAUGCCAUGAUCUGCAACGUGACCCUGCAAUAUCACGCUGCGUUCUUGCACAGACGCUGUGAUGCUUUCUUGGGCAGCAACACAAUGAAAAUCCGUCAGGAAGCGAUCAAGUCGGCCGGACUCACGCUCUUGUACGAGCCAGACUGGCCGACAGACCCGGUAGUCGACAUCGUCCUUGUCCAUGGCAUUGGCGGGCAUCCCGUGCGGACGUGGACAUACAGAGGCCAGGAUCACGCUCCCACAGCAGACAAGCCCACGGGACCUCAUCCUCAGCCCGGGAUAAAGAGAAGAUUGACCAAAGUGCCGCCUGAAACGCGACUUCGACGAUCAAACUCGGAGCCCGUGCUUGUGAGAGAAACAGGCCCCCUGAGCAGAUCCAGGACUCUGCUUGGGAAGAGCUCGACCAAGUCGACGUCCCGACUGAACCUCGACGGCCUUGGCGAACGGACCAAGCAAAGUCCUCCUAGCAGAUCGAGGAGUCUCUUGAGGAAGGCAUCAGCCAAGUCGUCGACGAGGUUAGCGCUAGCUGACCUUGCUGAACCGGCCAGCCAAUCUGCCGGGCCCGAUGUCGACGCGUUCUGGCCACUGGACUUCCUUCCCGCGUCAUGUCCGAAUGUUAGGAUUUUCACCUGGGGCUACCAAACGCUUGUCGCCGACGGGAAGCCCCUCCGCCACCAGGGGGAUGUCUUUGCCCAUUCCGAGGAACUGCUGGUUGAACUGGCCGGCACCCGCGCAGGAUUGGGUGCCGCAGCCAGGCCAAUUAUCUUCAUCGCUCACUCCACAGGCGGUGUGCUGGUCAAGGAGGUAGGUGAAAGGUACCGCUUUUACUCCGACACGUGUUCUCACUUGUUUGGCAUCCCGCAGGUCCUCCGCUUAUCCGAAGCUGAACGCGACGGGCCCCUGAAGAGGGUCCUGCUGUCUACUUCGGCCGUCGUGUUCCUCGGCAGUCCGCACCGCGGGACAGAACACUGCAACCUGGGCGAUGCCGUCAGGAGCAUGGCGAGCGUCACCAUGGCCGCAGAUCCCAAUGAUCCUGUUCUCCAGGAACUGUGCGGUGCGAACACCGUUGAGGUCGAGCUCGGCCGCCAGACGUUUGUGCGGCUGUGGAACGAUUACAACUUCAAGAUUAAGACCUUUCAGGAGUCAGUGAUUCCGAGCUAUCGGAAUGCGGAGCUUAGAGCAGAAACGACCAUGCGGCGCCUUGCCAGCUUCAUUGGCGACCCGAGGGAAAGUGCCGAGACCAUCUACGCGCUGCACGACGAUAUCUGCAAGUUUGGCAGCGCGGGGGACGCCGGAUAUCGCGCUCUGGCGAGGACUCUGGCCGCGUUUGUCUCGGGGGAAGAGGACGGCCGCCAUGAGUUAAACACCAAAGAGACGGAAUGCCUCUCCGCGCUUGCCCCACCGCAGCCGUCUACCCAGCCCGAGACCCAUCCUACCACCGUGUACCCGGGCACAUGCCUCUGGCUGUACGACCUGCACGAUUUUCAGGCGUGGCUUCACCGCAACGGCCCGAACAAGCACAAGAUUCUCUGGCUGCGAGGAACGUCAGGCUGCGGUAAGUCCGUGCUACUCCGAUCGCUCCGGAACAGGCUCGAGAAGCAGUGGAAACCUGCGGGCGCCUCCUUUAUCUGGAGCGCUACUCAACCCUACGAUAUCCCUCCCGACCUCUCCCUUCCCGACGGUCGCGAGGCCAACCCAAUCGCGCCCAUCGCUCGUAACCUUUUUGCCCAGCUCUUCCUCCAGGAUCCGCGUCUCCGUAAGGCGCUCCUUGCCUUAUACAGCCAGCCACGGAGCGGCCCGCGGACCUUUGAUGACGCGCAAAUCGUUUCCCUUUUUGCCGAUUACUACGUCAAGCGGAAGGUUGAAACGUCCACCCGAAGGACCUUCAUCUUCGUCGAGAUAGCGGAUGACGCGGGCCCUACUUACGUCCACGAGUUGCUCGACCGGCUGUCGCACCUUGCCCACAACUCAGACUUCAGCAUCUGCGUCGCGAGCGGCUAUCGCGAGGAGAUCAUCGAGGAGGAGAACGUGAUAAGCAUCCCCGUGCACCUGCGUAACAACGAUGACAUACUGCGCUAUGUCAAGCUUAAUCUCGUUUGUGGGUGGAAAGAGCGGAAUCGGAUUAUUACUACGGUCGUCCGGAAGUCCGGGGGCGUGUUUCUGUGGGCUGAGAUUGUGGUCAACAUCCUGAACGCGGCUAUGAUCGAGGGCGCAACGCAGGAGAUGAUCGAGUAUACGCUAGGAGAAGUGCCCAGUGAUCUCCACGGCCUGUACGAGUGGAUGCUCUCCACGUUGAACGACCGAGAGAGAGCCGAGUCUCUGAUCCUCUUCCAAUGGGCUAUGCUCGCUGCCGAGCCAAUGCGCCUCAACGACCUCCUUCUCGCAGUCAGGCUCACCGAACCCAACCCAUUCUGCCUGUACAGGGAAUCGGGUCCCCUCAUGGGCCUGAAUAUCGGCAAGCCCUUCUCGAUGCGAGAGCUCCGGCAGCUUCGCAACUCGGAAAUCACAUCCGACACGCCCUCUCAGUUCCACCGCUGGCUGCGCGCGCGCUCCAUCGGCCUGCUCGAGCUCAGGUCCGACAACAGCAGCCGCCAGGCCGCCGCCCACGACGAACCGCUCGGCCUGCAGCGCGUCCACCCGAUCCACGGCUCCGUCCGCACCUUCUUCCUCUCCGGCCGCGGCUUCGCCUGCCUUGCGCGCGGCAACCCCUCCAUCCCGCCGUCGCUCCCCAUCGCCGACUUCAUCGACAUCACGCACUACACCCUUCUCCGCGCCUGCCUGACCUGCCUCAACAUGCGGGACUUCGAAUCCCUCGGCCACGGCGCCCACCGCCGUCGCAAAGCGCCCGCCCCUCCAUCUCCAUCUCGAUCUCCAACCUCCCCUUCAUCGGCCCUCCUAACAAAGCUCGAGACAACCCUCUCCUGGCACCCUCCCCCGACGGUAUCCUCCCAGCGCCACCUGAUCAUGUCCUCCUUCCCCUUCCUGGAGUAUGCCGUCUCGCAUCUGCUCUUCCACCUCCUGUCGCCGCAACCCUUCCGGUAUUUCCUGCCGCAGCGCGCCCUCCUCGCCGCCCUCUCGGCGAACAAGUUCCGCCUCUGGAAGCGCUGGACCUCGCUGCUGGGCACGUACGACCCGGACGCCAUCAUCGCCAAGCACGCUUCUCCCUCCUCCUCCUCCUCCUCCUCCUCCUUUUCCUACGGGCGCGGGGGUACCACCGCUGCGCUGCUGAGUCCCGUGUAUGGCGCCCGGUUCCGGCUGGAGAGGGUGCUGCGGAAGCUGAACCGGCUGGCCGCGAGCGAGUCGUAUGUCGCGAGGAGGAGCGGCGUGCUUGAGCCGGUUACGCCUGUGGGGUUGUCGUUGUCGGUGGAUCAUGGGGGGGAUGAGAAGAAGAGAAGGAAGAAGGGGCGGGAGGAGGAGGAGGAGGAGGAGGAGGAGGAGGAUGGGGCGCCUGAGGAGGCGUGGGUGCCCGGCAGCACGCCGGGGUUCAGGUUGCCGUCUGAGUUGAACCUGCCAUUGCCCAGUGUUGGGGGGUCGUCACUGAGUCCGGUUGAGAGGGUUGAUGCGGGAGGGGAGAAUGGAGUUGGCUUGGCUGUGUAGUACAGUAGGCACCUUACUCUGUGCGAGCUGGUUUGGAUCUUUCUCGACUGUAGUUUCAUGAAGGUAUCUUGAGCAAAAGUGUCCUGUAAUUCUACUGUGAUGGAUGAGGAACGAACAAAUAGCUUUAUUAAUGUCAAUUAGUACAAUCGCAUAACCCGCACCGUAGUAGGAUGUUUAACGAGAUUGCUCUAAUACAU
This is a messenger RNA of Chaetomium strumarium, 3803 nucleotides long. RefSeq lists its product as uncharacterized. The record is from RefSeq and is a predicted model, not a curated record. Lineage: Eukaryota; Fungi; Ascomycota; Sordariomycetes; Sordariales; Chaetomiaceae. The coding region runs from base 1 to 3606 and encodes 1201 amino acids. The transcript is spliced from 6 exons.